This is a messenger RNA of Vombatus ursinus (common wombat), 1998 nucleotides long. It is a transcript of the gene RABIF, whose product is annotated as RAB interacting factor. Gene Ontology annotation, molecular function: guanyl-nucleotide exchange factor activity; zinc ion binding. The transcript is spliced from 2 exons. Gene Ontology annotation, biological process: post-Golgi vesicle-mediated transport; small GTPase-mediated signal transduction. The record is from RefSeq and is a predicted model, not a curated record. Bases 178 to 546 code for a protein of 122 amino acids. Gene Ontology annotation, cellular component: cytosol; membrane. Lineage: Eukaryota; Metazoa; Chordata; Mammalia; Diprotodontia; Vombatidae.
GUGACGGAGUGACUCUGGAGACCCGAGAGGCAGCGGCUGCGCACUAAAGAAAGAAGGUGUGGAAGAAGGCUCCCACGCUUUGAGCCAGUCUGCGCCUGCGCAGUGGAGGAGGCUAAGGGAAGUAGUGGCAGUACUGGCGGUGGUAGUGGUGGCAGCGGCGGCAGCGGCGGCGGCGCGAUGGAACCGGAGGAACAGGUGAACGAACUAGUGUCAGCCGAAGGCCGGAACAGGAAAGCUGUGCUGUGUCAGCGAUGUGGAUCCCGGGUGCUGCAGCCCGGGGCCGCUCUCUUCUCACGCAGACAGCUGUUCCUUCCCUCCAUGAGGAAGAAGCCAGCUGCUGAUGGCAGCAACCCAGAAGGUGACUUCCUUCAAGAACACUGGCUGGUUGAUGACAUGUUCACCUUUGAGAAUGUGGGCUUCACCAAAGACGUGGGGAACAUCAAAUUUCUGGUCUGCGCAGAUUGUGAAAUUGGACCCAUCGGCUGGCACUGCCUGGAUGACAAAAAUAGUUUCUAUGUGGCUUUGGAGAGGGUUUCCCAUGAGUGACUAAGGGAUCUUCAGCAGCAGCUUUCCAUGGUGGAAGCAUCUCCCCCAAACAGUAGUCCUUCUAACCUGAUAUAACUGUUCUGCUUUCUUCUAUAAACUAAUGUAAAGUUGUGAGUACCACAAUGUCUGCUUGGACAUACAAAGGGUUUACCCUAACUUGCUUCAUUGAGACUUCAAGUGCACAUGUCUCAAAUAUUUCUCCCUGUAGCGCACCACUCCCUCCUCUUCCCCAUUCUGGUUUGAGUGAUGUGGGGAGCCAGGUGCCUCCCAGAACUCAUCCACUGGCCUGGCCAUGUGUCUGUGUCUCUUAUUCAGGUGCUAUUUUUUGUUUCCUGCUGUAGGUGACAGUCAGAUUUUUACUCUUCUGAUUUGUUUGACCCCUUUUACCUUUUGAAAUUCUCAUGUGGUUUCUCAUCAAUGGCCUAAACCCAUACUUACAACAUAUGAGUAGAGAAUUAAAUUUUUAACCACUUUCUGGCAACCACCACAAAGAAAAGUAAUUCGCCAGAUGUGUCUGAGAUUCUCCUUUGAGUAUCAGGGUGGAGAGCACGUGAAGAAGGAAAACCACUGCUGACUUGCACAUGAAGUUUACAGGCUUGGCUCAUGUCUGAACAGAUGACUGAGUCCCUUCUUCACGGGAAGAAUUAUGUCUAAAGAAAGCAUCAUCAGUAGAGAGUUACUGAACCUAAUGGACAUGGUGCAGGGCAAGAAUUCUUGGUGAGAUGGGAAUUUUCCUUUUCUUUAACACUCACCAUCCUAACAAAUUCCAGAAUGCAAAUUUUCCAUCCAGUUACCUGUAUUCCUAUUCAAUUCAAGUGAAUUCAUGUUUCCUGACUGCUAGGAAAACCUUGGCCCUUCUGGUUUGGUGCUGAUCCAAGAGGGCAUUAAAUAUGAAUGAGUUGGUAUACUUACUUGUUUUACUCUCUUCCAUGGUUUCCAUUUACUCUUGUCAUUUCCCACCCAUAAUACCUUCUCUCCAGUGAUGUAUAAAGUAAGGUUUAAAGCAGCCUCCUGGGACAACUCAGGAGGCUGGGAGUUGAGAUAGAGAGGAAGCACAGAUUAUUCAAAGUGCAGGCAUCAUCUUGAAUGAUUCAGUGCCUUACACUUCUUAGUUUGGUGCUCUGUUCCAUUCUCUCACAUCUUCCUUUCCCUCUCCCCUGACCCCUUUAACACAUCUGUAGGGUAGGCUUCUCCAUAGAAGAGUAUCUUCAAAGAAUCAAAGCGGAGCAUAAUUUUGCUAUAUUUCAUGUUAUCGACAUGCUCAGUGAAUAAGAGCACUUGGUAUUGCAAGGUAUGUUUCAGCGCUCCACAAGGGCCAGCUUCUUUCCUCCAGACUCAAUUCUUCACUUACCAUCAGUUAUUUAUAUAGUAUUUCAUUUCAGUUAGUUACAGAUUUAUUGAGGAGCAGAAUGGGACAUAUAAACAUUUCAAAAUAAAAUUCUGUAACAGUCA